Molecule: messenger RNA, 2056 nt
Organism: Arachis stenosperma
Lineage: Eukaryota; Viridiplantae; Streptophyta; Magnoliopsida; Fabales; Fabaceae
Product: tyrosine--tRNA ligase, chloroplastic/mitochondrial-like
Exons: 4
Coding region: 4-1500 (498 amino acids)
Biological process (GO): tyrosyl-tRNA aminoacylation
Cellular component (GO): cytosol; mitochondrion; chloroplast stroma
Molecular function (GO): RNA binding; tyrosine-tRNA ligase activity; ATP binding
Source: RefSeq, a predicted model, not a curated record
GCAAUGGCUUACAUCUAUGCUUCGACAAGAACUAUCCUUUUCUUAUCUCGCUCAACCACCAAACUCUCCCUUUUCCCUUUCAAACCCUCUUCUUCUUCUUCUUCUUACCCUUCCUUCACUCUCCAUUUCACCAGAACCAAAUGCACUCUCCAACCUCAACCUCAAACUCUGCUUCGCCGCAACGUCGUCGAAGUCCUCGAAGAGCGCGGCCUCCUCGACUCCACCACCAACGACUCCACCCUGAGAUCCUCCGCAGCACCAUCGCCGUCAUCUUUCUCCGGGGCCGCUAAUUGCCCGCCUUUGAAGGUCUACUGCGGCUUCGACCCCACUGCAGAGAGCCUCCACCUCGGCAACCUCCUCGGAAUCAUCGUCCUCUCCUGGUUCCACCGCUGCGGCCACCAACCCCUUGCCCUCAUCGGCGGCGCCACCGCUCGCGUUGGCGACCCCUCCGGCAAGUCACUGGAGCGGCCGGAGCUCGACGUUGCCACACUAGAGAGGAACACGGCAGGUAUAUCCCAAACUAUCAAACAAAUUCUAGGUCGCUCUCUGAAUUCGAACUUGGAAGGUUCUAAGGUUGUGAUUUUGAAUAACUAUGACUGGUGGAAAGAGUUUAGUUUGUUAGAAUUUUUGAAGAAUGUUGGUAAGUAUGCUAGGGUUGGGUCUAUGAUAGCUAAGGAGAGUGUUAGGAAGAGAUUGGAAUCUGAACAAGGAAUGAGUUAUACUGAACUCACCUACCAGUUGUUGCAGGGAUAUGAUUUCUUGCACUUGUUUCAGAAUGAGGGUGUGAAUGUUCAGAUUGGGGGGAGUGAUCAGUGGGGGAAUAUAACUGCUGGGACUGAGUUGAUUCGGAAGAUCUUGCAGGUCGAGGGCGCUUAUGGACUUACAUUCCCUCUUUUGUUGAAGAGUGAUGGUACUAAGUUUGGAAAAUCGGAAGAUGGCGCGAUUUGGCUUUCACCUGCGAUGUUAUCACCUUACAAAUUUUAUCAGUAUUUUUUCACGGUUCCAGAUGCAGAUGUUAUUAGGUUUUUGAAGAUUCUCACGUUUUUGGAUAUUGAGGAGAUAGUUGCAUUGGAAGGGGAGAUGAAGAAACUGGAUUAUGUGCCUAAUACUGCUCAGCGCAGACUUGCUGAGGAAGUUACAAGGUUUGUUCACGGAGAGGAGGGUUUGACUGAGGCACUUAAGGCUACAGAAGCAUUGCGGCCGGGAUCUGAGACAAAGUUGGACUGGAAAACUAUCGAGGGAAUAGCUGAGGGUGUACCAUCUUGUUCUUUGGCUUAUGACAGUGUUUUGAACUUGUCAUUGGUAGAUCUUUCGGUCUCUUCUGGUUUGUUUGAGAGCAAAUCUGCCGCGCGCCGCUUGUUGAAGCAAGGGGGUCUUUACUUGAACAAUAACAGAGUGAAUAGUGAAAAUAAGAGGAUCGAGGAAGCAGAUAUAGUGGAUGGGAAAGUUCUCCUUUUAUCUGCUGGCAAAAAGAAUAAGGUGCUCGUCAGAAUAGCAUGACCGGGAAUUCUUAGAUAGCUGAAUAUUCUUUGAUGACUAUUUCACUUGUAUGUCUGAGUUGGAGCGUUAGACUUCAAAAUUUGUUCUUGAUUUCAACUAUCCUAUUGCAUCUUCAUUGCUGAGAGGUGAGAGCUCAUAUAUCUGGGGUGCUAUACUAUAUAAUGGGUUCACAUACUUCCAAGUUAUACACAUGCUGAACAAUGCAACCCGAGUAUGUAUCUAAUUUUGCUGAUUUUGUCAAACAAAGAAGAAACAACUUGUAUAGCAAGUUUUUGAGACUUUUUAAUGUUUCUUGGCAAAUUUUACAGAUGGCAGUUGGUAUGUCAGGCCAACCUUAUGCAUCAGAUGCACGGGAUAACAUGAGGGCUCUAAAUCGCUGGGGAUACUAUCCACUGAUUCUAAUAGGAUCAUGGGCUUUUGGAACUAUUAACCGUAUCCAUGAUUUCUUUGAACCCAACCAUAAGAUCUUCUGGCUCUCAUUUCUAGAUGUCGGAGUGGCUUCUCUUAUGGGCCUCUUUAAUUCAAUUGCAUAUGGGCUUAAUUCUUCUGUUCGUCG